This is a messenger RNA of Stegastes partitus (bicolor damselfish), 1101 nucleotides long. RefSeq names its product bolA family member 3 (gene bola3). The transcript is spliced from 4 exons. The record is from RefSeq and is a predicted model, not a curated record. Lineage: Eukaryota; Metazoa; Chordata; Actinopteri; Pomacentridae. The coding region runs from base 107 to 457 and encodes 116 amino acids. Gene Ontology annotation, cellular component: mitochondrial matrix.
UUCCCGGGACGAAGCGGUCUGAGGACAUGACUUGUUGAGCGACCGGUGUGGGUUAUUUUUUUAUUUUAUAAACGUCCAGUGAUUAAACCAAUGCUCAGUUGUCACAAUGUUUGCUUGUAAUCGGAGCCUGACCACCACCAUGAUCUCUGCUCUCCGGGUUCUUCGCACGAAUCAAGUUGUUGUUGUUCCUGGCCACCUGCCGAGAUGUCUGUCCACGCAAACAGACGGGGAGGUCCGCAUCGCAAAGGUGCUGAAGGAGAAGUUCCCGCUAGCCUCGUCUCUCAAAGUCGUGGAUAUAUCAGGUGGCUGUGGAGCCAUGUACGAGGUCCACAUAGAAUCCAGUGAGUUCAAAGGAAAAAGGACCGUUCAGCAGCACCAGUUAGUCAACCAGGCACUCAAGGACGAGAUUCAAGGAAUGCACGGACUGCGAAUAUUCACCGAAGUCCCAAAACAUUAGAGAGAAUCAUUUCACUGUUGUUCCACAUCCAGCCUUUUCCUUUGUUCACCCUAUCUAUUACGAAUGUACAGUUGUGAAGAAGAUAUUGUAUCAUGAAUGGAUUUCAUGAUAAGUGUCAAUGUGCCAGUGGCAGAAAUGCAAUGGGACGUUAUCUAUGGCAGUUACACACUGACGGUGUGAAAUGUGUGAUACUGGUAAGAUUACAAUAAGUUAUCCUUUUUUUUUUUCUUUUUUUUUUAAAUCAGCGAGAUUUCUUCGACUUUGAGAUAAUAUAUAAAACCAAUAAAGGCUAUGAUACGCACAAAAUGACUUGGUAAAUGUUAGCCAAAUACCAAGUCAUGGAAGUUUCUGCCCAGUUUGGGGUCUUCUCAGGGUUGGUAGUGAUGCUGGUGUAACGACCUGUCCAGAAAAUAAUGAAUACAGUCAGGAGAGUUGGUGGAGAACAACUACGGACCCCUUAAGAAAAUGUGAGAAAGCAGUCCGUCUGUGGAGCACUAGUUUGCAGAGUCGCUGUCUUCGAGUCUACAGUUUGUGUUACUGUCCUGUGACCGAUGAACAUUGGACUGUACAUGGAUCUUGUGUUCAUUUUACCGAUGCAUUGAUAAUGUAAGUCGCAAUAAAAGGCAGUUGCUUGACUUGAUUGA